AUGAGCCUGCAGAGGGGGUGGCGGGCAACCCAGUCUGGGGCUGGGAGGGAGGUCCUGUGGCCAGAGGAGACGGUGGAUGGGGCUGGGGGCACCAGGCGUGCUGGAGGCGGAGGGCGGGAGAUUUGGGGACCAGGCUGCACAGAACCCGUUGGAAGCAGGGCGAUCAGCCGGGAGCUGCAGAGGCCUGGGGGGCCUCUAGCCCAGGGCAGCCUGGGAGGGGCAGCUGCCUGGGCACCCGGGCCCCGCGAGGAGGGGCUGGGGCCUGCUGCGGGGUCGCAGACGUGUCCCGGUGCUCGGAGAGGGCCGCAGGGCGCGUGGGCCGUGGGCGGGAGGCCGCGCUGCUGGGAGCUCACGGCCCCCGCCCCCCGUCCCAGGCUGUUCCUCAGCCACCCGCAGACCAAGACCUACUUCCCGCACUUCGACCUGCACCCGGGGUCCGCGCAGUUGCGCGCGCACGGCUCCAAGGUGGUGGCCGCCGUGGGCGACGCGGUGAAGAGCAUCGACAACAUCGGCGGCGCCCUGUCCAAGCUGAGCGAGCUGCACGCCUACAUCCUGCGCGUGGACCCGGUCAACUUCAAGCUCCUGUCCCACUGCCUGCUGGUCACCCUGGCCGCGCGCUUCCCCGCCGACUUCACGGCCGAGGCCCACGCCGCCUGGGACAAGUUCCUAUCGGUCGUGUCCUCUGUCCUGACCGAGAAGUACCGCUGA
Messenger RNA from Gorilla gorilla gorilla (western lowland gorilla), 708 nucleotides. RefSeq names its product hemoglobin subunit alpha. The transcript is spliced from 2 exons. Bases 1 to 708 code for a protein of 235 amino acids. The record is from RefSeq and is a predicted model, not a curated record. Gene Ontology annotation, cellular component: blood microparticle; hemoglobin complex; haptoglobin-hemoglobin complex. Lineage: Eukaryota; Metazoa; Chordata; Mammalia; Primates; Hominidae. Gene Ontology annotation, molecular function: haptoglobin binding; oxygen binding; peroxidase activity. Gene Ontology annotation, biological process: hydrogen peroxide catabolic process; oxygen transport.